AUGGACCCCGCGACCUUCAUUGUCGGUCCAUACAACUCCACUGCCCCAAUCCCUGUAGGCAUAACAAGACUACGUUUCUUUAACCUCGUUAUCUUCGCACAAUGGAUGCUCCAGCUUCUCUCCAAGCCCGAGGCGCAAUACCAGGCUAUAUUAGGUCCUAUCAGGCACGCGCUUUUACAGAACUGGCUUGAACCUAGUACCUCACUCCAGCAGCUUCGAGCCGCCAUCGGUUUCAUCCGUUAUAUGCCGAACCUUCAAGAUUUCGCUUUUGCAAACCUCCAUCCGGACCCACGGCUGGUAGUCUAUCACCGCGUUUACAGUACAUUCACGCGGAAUCUUCACCACUUCGUCCUUCAUGCCGCAAAUGAAUACCUCCUCCAAUGUGUGAUCGAUGGCCGAGAACCGCCGUUACGGUUUAAGGCUAACUUUGGCGGCAUGUAUUCGCGUAAUUCUGGAUUUCACCCUCAUUUUGCUGCUCUUUGUGCGGAGUCUCUGGACACGGCAUUUGAGCGUGAUCUCAUUUGCGCCACUCUUCAAAUAUCCAUUGCCUGGAGACGCCGACAUGGAAACAUGACUAGAACAACAUUAAAUGGGCGGAGAGCAGCAUUGGAUACGCGCUCCCAGCAAAUUGAGGAUCGCAUCAGGGACUUCGACCCAAACAGUGAAAAUCAGGAGCCAAUGUCAAGCCAAAGGAAUAUUUUCGAGCGUGAGGGAUAG
This is a messenger RNA of Lindgomyces ingoldianus, 717 nucleotides long. RefSeq lists its product as uncharacterized. The record is from RefSeq and is a predicted model, not a curated record. The transcript has a single exon. Bases 1 to 717 code for a protein of 238 amino acids. NCBI's taxonomy places the organism in Eukaryota, Fungi, Ascomycota, Dothideomycetes, Pleosporales, Lindgomycetaceae.